Molecule: messenger RNA, 462 nt
Organism: Xyrichtys novacula (pearly razorfish)
Lineage: Eukaryota; Metazoa; Chordata; Actinopteri; Labriformes; Labridae
Source: the annotation of a GenBank genome assembly
AUGUCUCAAAACUUUUGUCCCCUAGAGGAGAGACGGCCGACUGAAAGAGAUGUUGUGUUCUUGUUGGAUGAAUCUGAUGGAACUAGAACUAGCUUCCCAACUGUGCGAGACUUUGUCCAAGACGUUGUGGAGAGACUCAGUUUGGAUGACAACAAAGACCGUGUCUCAGUGGUUCAGUACAGCAGAGACCCAACUGUCCAAUUCUAUCUGAACACGUACACCACAAAAGAAGACAUCCUUCAAGCUGUCAGAAGGUUAACACACAAAGGUGGAGACACCCGCAACACUGGAGCAGCUCUCCAGUACUUGAGGGAAAAUGUCUUCACGGCCUCUGCUGGAAGCAGGCUCCAGGAAGGAGUUCAGCAGAUCCUCGUUUUGAUAAGUGGUGGAAGGUCCUCUGACAAUGUGGAUGUGCCAACCUCUGCUCUCAAACAGAUGGGUGUCCAUACCUUAGGAUUUUGA